Molecule: messenger RNA, 1914 nt
Organism: Paramecium tetraurelia
Lineage: Eukaryota; Ciliophora; Oligohymenophorea; Peniculida; Parameciidae
Exons: 3
Source: RefSeq, a predicted model, not a curated record
AUGCGAAUUACACCCGUUUCUCUUUUAAAUUUUGAUUAAACCUCAGUCAGAGAUCCUAUAAUCAAUUCCCCAAGAUCAUUGGAAGCUUGUAGAAGAUAGGGAAUUCGACCUGAAUAAUUGAUAAUGAAGAGUAUAUACGAUUUGAAGAGAGAAAACAGGAAUUUAAACCUAGAUGAAGAGGCUUGGAAAACCCUGCUUUAACACGAAGAAGAUAAGAGAUAAGCAAGAGUUUAAUUAUUGGUGGGAGAGAGAGAGAACAUUAUUUAGCAAUGGAAGAAUGAUAAUGCAUAGAAAAAGCUUGAGAGGGUUGAUUUUGAAAAAGAGAGAAAGAGAAUGGAGAUGAUUUAAAAAAGAAGACAAAAAUAAAUGCAAAAGGCGGUAGAUGAAGAAAUAAAAACACAAGAAAUCUAGAAUCAAUUAAGGUAAAAGGAAAUGGAAAUGAGAUAGAAAUAAAAUGAGUAACGACAAGAAUUAGAAUAAAGAAAGAAGGAGAAAAAAGUAGAAGAAGAAUUUAGAAAAUAAUAAAUGGAAUAUCAAGACCAUUUAAGAAAAUAAAAGCUAUAUGCAGAGUAAGACAGAUUAAAAUACGAAAACACUCAUAAGAUUACACCGUAAUAGAGAAUAGAAUAGGAAAAGGAACUUUAAAAGUAAAAGAAAAAAAGAGAAAAAUAAUUAAAAAAAGCACAGGAUGAAAGAGAGGAGAAAGAGAGAUAUCGGUAAUAAAUGUUAGAAUAAUUAUAUGAAGAAAAACUGUUAAAAAUGGAAUAAAGAGAAGAAAAGCGCAAGAUAUUAUUGGAAGAAGAAAAAGAACUUAGAUAAUAGUUGAUUUAGGAAAAAUAAAAUGAAGCAAAUUAUAGAAGGGAGGAGAAUAAAAGAAGGGCUUAGCAUCAAUAAAAUUAAGUGUAUUUGAAUUUUUAAUAAAAACAAUUUAAUGCUGAAUAGAAGUUGAUUGCCAAGUAGUAAGAAAUUGAGAUGAUGAAUAAGGAAUAAGAUAUGAAAAGAGAUUUAUAAAGGUAGAAACGAUAGCAGAUUCAACAAAAGAAUUUAGUGUAAUAAGAAAAGAGAAGAGAUGAUUUGAUUUUCAAAUUUAAGGAAAUCGAGGAUAGAUUUAAAAUUAAUGAAAUGGAUAGAGAAUUAACAUUGCAUCAAAAAAGAUAACUUUAAUAGGAGAGAGAGCAUUAUAGAUAAUAAUUAUUAUUAAAAAAUGAUUAGGAAUUAUACAAAAAAUGUGAAAAGAUCAAUAUGGAAAGAGAAGCAAAGGAAUUAUAAGCACUCAAAGUGUUGAAGGAGCGAGAUGAUAUGAUUAAGGAGAAACACCUUAAGGAUGUGCUGAAAAAAUAAGAAUAAGAAGAAACAUAGGAAAGAAUGACCAGGAUAAGAGAUUAUGAGAGGGAGAAAUUGUAGAAGGAACUUGAAGAGAAAUCUAAGAGAAGAGAUUAAAUAAUUAAGGAGAAAAUGGCUUCAGAGAAAAAGAAGUAAGAGUAUAAGAAAGCCCAAAUCAUAGAAAAAGAAUAACUUUAAAAAGAUAUAGCAGAAUUAUUAAAAGAACAUCAAUAAUAAGACCCUAAACCAGUAAUGAUAAAACCGAAAAGGAGACCUGAGAGUGCCCCCUAAAAAAAUAAAGGAUUCUAGGAAAAAUAACAAUAACAAAAGAUUAAGCCUGUUGCCAUUGAUAUUUAGACUAAGGAGAAUCAAAUAUAAGAACUGAAAAUAAAGUAAAACCAAGAAUUACUUAAUCUAUUGUAAGAGGAGGAAAAUAAAGAGUUAGACAGGCAGAAAUUAUUGAGAUAGGUUGAUGAUCCGAUUGAAAGAAUGAGACUGGAAAGAAUAUUAGAGUUUGAAAGAGCUUUAACUCAAGAUAGGCUUGCACAAUUAGACAAUAAGCAUCAGAAAGAAUUAGAAUAAUUUGAAUGA